Molecule: messenger RNA, 1092 nt
Organism: Aspergillus versicolor CBS 583.65
Lineage: Eukaryota; Fungi; Ascomycota; Eurotiomycetes; Eurotiales; Aspergillaceae
Product: NAD(P)-dependent alcohol dehydrogenase
Exons: 2
Coding region: 1-1092 (363 amino acids)
Biological process (GO): D-sorbitol catabolic process
Molecular function (GO): zinc ion binding; L-iditol 2-dehydrogenase (NAD+) activity
Source: RefSeq, a predicted model, not a curated record
AUGGCAACCGAAACAAACAAAGCCUGUUUGCUCUAUGGCCCAGGUGAUGCUCGCUUUGAAGAGAUUCCCAUCCCAUCGCUGGAAAACAACCCCCGAGAUGUCCUGGUUCGGAUCGCGUACACUGGAGUAUGCGGGAGUGAUGUCCAUUUCUGGGCUCAUGGGGGCAUAAACGAGAUGGUACGCCCGGGGCACCCGGUCACGCUGGGCCAUGAAGCGUCUGGCGUCGUCGCGAGCGUUGGAUCGGCGGUAACAAAGGUGCGCGUGGGGGACCGCGUGGCUAUCGAACCUGGAUAUCCCUGUCGCCACUGCUCGUUUUGCCUGGCAGGCAAGUAUAAUCUAUGUCCGGACAUGACCUUUGCCGCAGUUCCUGGACCGGGCGAUGUUGUCCAUGGCACGUUGGCGACAUUCUUCCGCCUGCCGGGGGACUUCUGCUACAAGCUCCCCGACCACAUAGGGCUUGACGAAGGCGUUAUGCUUGAGCCCCUUGCCGUCGCGGUGCAUGGCCUCCGUCUUGCAAAGCUCAAGCCAGGCCAAGAUGUGCUUGUUCUUGGGGCAGGGCCGGUUGGUUUGCUUUCAGCCGCGGCAGCACGGGAGUUUGGUGCUGGGCGCAUCAUUGCAGUGGAUCUCAACGAAGACCGGCUGACAUUCGCGGCAGGCGAAUUGGGCAUCUCGAUAUACAAAUUUGACACGGCAAAGUCAGUGGAAGAAAACGCCGAGGACUUGGCUGCUCAACACAACCUCCCCGAGGGAGUCGAUGUCGUCGUCGAAGCAACCGGGGUGGUGUCGUGUAUACAAACUGGCAUUGCACUAGCCAGACGAGGGGGCUCGUAUGUCCAGGUUGGGCUGGGGAAAAAGAUUGUCGACUUUCCUAUGGUUGUGAUGAGCGAGAAGGAACUUACUGUGCGAGGCUCGUUCCGGUAUGGGUUUGGUGAUUUCACUCUGGCCUCCAGUCUUGCCAGUCGAGACAAGAUCCCCUUGAGAAGCUUUAUCAGUAAUAUAUUCCCCUUUCGCCAGGCCCCUGAUGCGUGGGAGGCUGCUCGAAGGGGGCAGGGAAUCAAGGUCCUUAUCCAGGUUGACGGGAGCCAAAAUUAA